Molecule: messenger RNA, 2549 nt
Organism: Lagopus muta (rock ptarmigan)
Lineage: Eukaryota; Metazoa; Chordata; Aves; Galliformes; Phasianidae
Product: zinc finger CCCH domain-containing protein 11A-like
Exons: 6
Coding region: 838-2397 (519 amino acids)
Source: RefSeq, a predicted model, not a curated record
GAGGUAUGACACCAGCACCCGGCACAGCAGAACUCUGUAAGCUAAGUGCCAAGGGAAGAAGGGAAACUUUAAAUUCAUUACCUCCUGUAAACUGGUAGUCAUUGGUUUCUUGUCACACCCUACUCCUGUAAAGCAGGAUAACAAGGAUUUAUCGACGUUUGCAAAUGUGGUAGAGAUUGCUGCAUACAACCAAGCGCACACGGCUGAGCUCUCCUGUCUGUGUCCCAAUUCUAGAAACACCCAGAAGAGCUCAGCAUUCUCCUGCUUUCAUUUACUUACAUGAACUGUUUUAAAGUGCAUGCUGUUAUAGGCUGGCACAAGCUUUAGUGCAUAAAGCCACAGCUUGAGAGGCCAGCACCAGCGCUGGGCCUAAAAACAGCCAGAGAGACCGGCACCGGCCCCAGGGCCUGAAGGCACAGCCUCAGCCGUGAGGCCAGCACAGGUGGAAAGACACAGCCACAGCCUGAGAGGCUGGAAGGGUCCUGCGGCCUAAAGCCACAGAGAGGCCGGCACCAGCUGUGGGGCCUGAAACCACAGACAGAGAGCCCAGGGCCUGAAGGCACAGCCAGGGAUGCUGACAGCGGCCCCGGGGCCCAAAGCCACAGGCAGAGGCCAGCACCGGCCCUGGGCACACAGAUGUGCACCAUUGCUUCUACUGGUUCCCCUGGGGCUCUGUUGACCACGACGAGGCCAUAUUGGUUUUCACUGGUUUUUAUUGGGCUGCACGCACAAGAGUCAUCCCCACUCCUCUGUUAUCUCACAUCACAGAGCCCCACUGGGUGACCUGGUGUUGGUUUCCUGCCAUUUGGAUCUGGGAGGCAUCCGUCUCCUUCCCUUAUGAUGAAGGCACAGAAGCCAUGCGGGCCGUCGCUGAGGUCACAGUGGUUCCCGGUCUGGGAGCGUUUGUGGCACAGCUGGGAGCAGAGCUGGGGCUGUGGCAAGCGUGCUGCAUGCAGACUGAGCUGUGAGCCCUUCUUGAGAGAGAUCAGCUGUGAGAGCCCACUGGAAGCAGCGCUGCGGCGUGUGCGUGAGCUGGGCACGGCUCAGGGGCUCCUGUCCAAACGGAGUUUCAGAGAUCGAGGCAGUGUCAGGAAGAGUGGAGCCAGGUCUUUCCAGGAGCGAGGGAAGUUCCUGCGGAGAGAGAAAGCUCUCUCUUCAGCUUCCUCUGAGACAGCAGUCAUGUCUCAGCGAGGAGACAUGGAGUGUGUGACAAGAAAGAAGCAGCGCGGCGCGGUUCCCCGCGUUUGGGAGCAGCAGCCAGCAGGCUGCCAGAGAUCCGGCAGCGCCUGGCAGCGCACAGAGGGACGCGAUGGGGACGGGCCGUCCUCACUGCCAUGCAAAAGGACGGAGCCUGCGCGUCCGUGGGAUGGUGCUGGGCCUGGGGGGAAACGGAAAGCCUCCGCAGAAGCCGAUGCCAGCGGCCUUCCUCUGAAGCGCAGCCAUGCGGAAAGGCAGAGGAGGAGCAGCGAGUGUGACAGGGCACCCAAGAGAGAGAUCGGUGCUGAGCCCAAUGGCGAUAUCUAUGUGAAAGUGGUGCAGCAGGUGCAUUCGGAGAGAGCUUGUCAACAGGCAGCAGCUCAAGCUCCUCUCCAGGCUGGAGGGCUUCCUCACAGAGCAGGUCCCAGCACAGGGGGAAGAGCUUCCCCUGCUGCGUGCCCCCACUCCGUCUCCAAGGCCCAGGCUGGAUGCAAACGCAAGGCCUUGGAGGAAGGGACACCAGCAGCAGUGCAGCUGCCUGCCAACAAGAGAGCGAGGGCCGAGAGUGCAGACGGCGUGCCGGCUCCAGCAGCACGGCCUGGGCCUGCUGCAGCGCGGAGCUCCAGGUGCAGAGGUGAGCAGGGCUGUGCUACCGCCGCGCUGAGCUGCUGCCCUCUGCAAGCACGCGGAGUCUGCUUGGGGUUUGCUUUGCUUUUUCCUUCUCUGAAGAGGGGAAAGGGGUUGAAGGCUGCCGAGUCCAAAGGCAGCGAGGUGCCGGAACAUGCAAGCCCGUCUCUUUACCUGCAUGGUGGUCUUCUGCACGUCCCACUGGAAAUGUCAUUCACUGGGGGGCUUCCUAGUCCAAUUUCCUUUGUCUUUUUUCUGCCAUUGGUUGCUGCAGUUUUGCUGCUGACAAAACAAAUUCAUCUUUUUUCUCGCCUUAUAGCAAGAAGACAGCGACGAAAGGAGAGGAGAGCAGAGCUGAAGAAGGCUUCUCUGAGAGCAGCUGCUGCACGUGCAGAGGUGAGUCCUGGAGAGCGCAGACACGGCUCUCGUUGCUCUCAGGGCCUCCGUCUGUCAGACAUGAAAGAUUUCCCGAGGGAAGCGCUGUCCUGUUUCUACACUCGCUCUGUUUCUUUCCAGUCCUCCGCAAUGAACAGCCUUGUGGAGAUGAUGCAGAGGCUGCAGCUGCACGACUGAGAGGAGGAGCGACAGAAGGCAGCGCUGCAGCACGCGGCGUUACAGGGCAGCGCUGCGAGUGCCGCCCAACUCGGCACUCCAACUUUGGGUGCAGUCAAUUAAAAACAGCUGCAAUUAGAGACUGACAAGGAGCACACGGCCCGCUUUGUCCA